Messenger RNA from Aspergillus niger, 1032 nucleotides. RefSeq lists its product as hypothetical. Bases 1 to 1032 code for a protein of 343 amino acids. The record is from RefSeq and is a predicted model, not a curated record. Lineage: Eukaryota; Fungi; Ascomycota; Eurotiomycetes; Eurotiales; Aspergillaceae. The transcript is spliced from 6 exons.
AUGCACGCCGUCACGGACUCGAGUGCUCCAUCACUAGUGGGUAGCGAUUCAACUUCUGCCAGACUAACUUACUAUACGUAUCAGAGCUUCAUUUGCCACAUCACUGUUUCGGUCGAGGGAGAUCCUCUUGCAUCAUUGCCAAACCUGCGACAGGAAUGGUUCCGAUGGUUCAAGACGGUCGGGUCGAUUCCGGGGUGCGGUGGGCGGCGCUGCUUAGGCAGAUUGUGGGACCUUGGAACCCCUGCAGAAGUGCAGCCUGCGCCCCGUAAAAAGGUUCUGUAUGUAGAAGAAAUAGAAUCACGGCGCUUCUCGACAACCAGAAUUUUAGGUGCUACUAAAUUGUCAUGGGCUGAUUCCAGUCGCAGGAGGUUGAUUGAUAGGCAAUGGGAAGUGCGACUGAUGACGACUCCUCGGUCGGGAACUAUGUUCAAUAGGAAACAACCGGCGACUUUUUGCCGCCCAUUCUACAGGAGCGCGCGUGUGGAGGAAGAUGCUGGAUCAUCGCCACCAAUUACAUACCCACAACCCAUGGAAGGAAUUCUAGAAGUAGGUAUGGAGCACUCCCUUCACAUGCCGAAUAAGCUUAUUAUCCGUUUUCAUCAUCAUGCCAGGCCUGGUAGCGGAUGUCCGAAAUUUAGCAUUCUCUGGGGUGUCUAUCGUGGUUUUGUCUAUGCUGCGAUGGCUGUAGGAUUUCGUGCUCUGGCUUGCACUGGCAAAGCUCGACCUAGAACACCAUCCACCUAUGUCAGAAUUCCCAAAAUAGUACGGAUGAACCGGCAAAGGAUAAAGAAUAUUGUUGUAGAAAUUGAAACUAUCAACACCACAACCCCAUCCAUCCACAGGGCAAAGGGAAGAUCACCGGCACUGCCGGGAAUCCACUACACAGACACAUACGCACACACACACUUAACGCUUUUCUCGGCCUGUCCGGAUACCUACUCCGGCAAGUCUUCGCGGCUGUUCCCCAUGAUCGCGCAAAUUAGAAUCUGUCGAGUGGCUGACCACCUGACCAAGACAGUACUAGUCAUCUAG